AUGUCACGUUCUCGAUCUUUUCAUCUGCUGUUUGCGCUUGUAUCAUUCCUUCUAAUCUCGGUAGCCAUUGCUGAUAACUCAACAUGUUAUUACCCCAACGGCCACAAGGACAAGAAUUAUAAGAAAUGUCCCGGAGAUAGCUUGGCCUGCUGCUUGGAAGGAGAGUCAUGCUUGUCAAAUGGUCUAUGCUUCACUGCGAAUUUUGGAAUCCUUUAUCGAGGACUCUGCGCCGACAAAACAUGGCCGAUUUCCGAGUGUCCUCGAGUAUGCUAUGAGGAAAUUCCCGACAAGUGGGCCAACAUGUUCCAAUGCAAUACCUCACAUGCAUUAUUUACCUGCGCCCGCGACGACGUAUCUGCCGCAACCGCCUGCAAGCCGGAGAAUGCCUUGGGCACAUAUACAUACACAUCUGCCAAUGUAACUGUCGCCCAGAAUGGCAAGGAGGUUGUAAACACAACGACCUCAACAAAUGUGACAUCCAGCGAAACAUCCGCCGAGACGGGGACCCUGUCGUCGUCAGCUUCCUCGUCAAGCGCAACGUGCCCUGCAACGAUCUCCUAUAAGAACUCUCAGCUCGUCGCUAUUGGUGCUGGACUCGGAGCUGGACUUGGUAUACCACUUUUGAUCGCGGCUGGACUUGCGAUCUAUUGUGGUGGAUGGAAGCGUCGAAAGUUGGAGCAAAAGCAGGAGCAGCUACAGGCGCAACAACAACAAGUUAUGGUGGAGCCUGCUACCUAUGCCGGAGUUAACUAUAAGAGCUCUCCACCGGAGGUGCAGGGCUCUAUACCCCACCAUGAAGUAAUGGGAUCAGUGAGCCAUGGCCGCUCAGAGUUGCCUGGUUCGACAUGA
Messenger RNA from Penicillium argentinense, 849 nucleotides. RefSeq lists its product as uncharacterized. Lineage: Eukaryota; Fungi; Ascomycota; Eurotiomycetes; Eurotiales; Aspergillaceae. The transcript is spliced from 2 exons. Bases 1 to 849 code for a protein of 282 amino acids. The record is from RefSeq and is a predicted model, not a curated record.